Peniophora sp. CBMAI 1063 is the source of this 1674-nucleotide messenger RNA. Lineage: Eukaryota; Fungi; Basidiomycota; Agaricomycetes; Russulales; Peniophoraceae. The record is from the annotation of a GenBank genome assembly.
AUGGUCACUGCCGACACUUCCGGUGGUAAUGCCACCGCCAUCUCGACCCAACCCCCGUCUGCCUCACUCAAGCGCAAGCGGGAAGACGGCACGUACGAUGCUGGACCGCGGGAACUACAGGACAGCGGGGUAGCUACGGCAGGAGCGGCUGUAGUUGAGGAAGCAGUCGUGGCAGCGUCGCCCCUUCGGAAUUUCCAGGGAUUGAAGGACUCGCGGCCCCCGACACCCUCCAAUUUCUGCGACAGCGAACCUCAUUUCAGCAUGUGGUUCACGGAGAUGCAGGCGCACAAGAGCUACACGCAUGAAGUCGCACUACCUAAGUCGUUCAAACUCGCUAACGACUGUCCUCUGCCGUCCUUUCUUCCUUUCACACCGACGACGAAAGCGGAACUAGUAUAUAAUACAUAUUUCGACAGCCUUAAGCAGUACGUUCGCUCCGACAACGACCCGGAGCAUCUGAAAACAUCUUCAAUAUUCUUGUGCGAGGCGUACGGCGCGUAUGCAGAGUCGCGACUCGCUAGCGAGGCUCUCCUCCGCUUGGGCCCCGACAGGGUGGUUAAGUUCGUAUUUGCGGAGUUGGGACAUCCGCCCUCCCCGGAGGACUUGAAAGUCGACAAGGCCCGUGAAUUGGCCGACCCACAAGGGCCACGGACCGUUCACGAACCCGAAUAUUGGAUCUUCCCCUCCAAAAUCGGGCCGAAUCGUGUUCCCAAAGGCGAUCUGAUGGUAGCGUGGGCCAUACUCCUGAGUGAGUUGGAUAGGAGCAUCCUCGCCGGCGCCAGUCGCCUGAACGACGCCCACUUUCUUGAACACCCCCGCCGCGCCGAUCGCGUGAUCGAACUUCCUGUCUUCUGGGUUGAAUACAAGAAGGAACCCACCAACCAAGCGAUGCACCAGUUGGAAAUGGACCUCAUAUCCUCGGCCAAAUAUCUUCACUACAUCGGUCUUGUGGACAUCACGAUUUGGGGUUUGAUGGUGUUUCGCGACGGGUACAACGUCCUCUCGGUCGAAAUCACUGAAAAUAUGAAGGGCCCAGUAAUCGUACAACACAGCCCAGAAAUACUCUAUUUUCCCUUCCACAGCUUCUUUGACUUCAUCAAGUUCUUCUACGUCCUCGCCGAUAUACGCAACCUCCUGCGUACUCAACUCAAGGACCGACACGUCAACGCUCGCGAUUUCAUCAACAAGGAAUCUUGGCGUGUCGGCCAUGCGCGCUUCGUCGAUAGGCAGCCCGGUGCUAAGGGCGGCGGUGCGAAGAAGUCCGGGAGUAAAGCUCCCAGCGCCGCAAGUAGCCCGGCGGGACCGAGUGGCUCGCCUUCCAUAGGAGGCAGUCAAGGCGGCGGGUACGGUCGUAGUGGAUAUAAUGAUGUCCAUAGUGAAAGCGGUGAAGUCAGCGAAGGCGAGAGUUCGAUCGGUAGCGGUGGCCGCGCUUUUGCAGUACUGGAGACGCCUGGCGGACAGGAAACCAACGACGGCGUACACGUUGUUGUGCCAUCUCACUUCAACACUGUGUCAGGCGCUCCGCACUUGGAGAUCCAGUCACCGGCCCCCAUACGCGCGUACAGCGUCCCGGGAAUGAUCUUCCACAAUGGCACAGACACUCAAGCUGGUCACGCCCGGAAACCGGAACUGCUCCCCGACAAUCUGAAUAUCGGCUCCAUACAUACCUUUUGA